Messenger RNA from Linum trigynum, 3848 nucleotides. The record is from the annotation of a GenBank genome assembly. NCBI's taxonomy places the organism in Eukaryota, Viridiplantae, Streptophyta, Magnoliopsida, Malpighiales, Linaceae.
GUUAAAAGCUUAAUGGGGUUACCAUUCGAAGGACUAUUACACAAUAAUUAUAAUAUAGACCGGAUUAUAUUUGUUGCAUUCGUCAUCAACUAACUCUUUUCAUAUAGAUAUUACAUGGACUUUAUGUCAAUUUAAAUCCGUGCCACCAAUGAUCAUUAGUGUAAAGAUCAAAGCUAGCAAUUAUAUUGAUUUUUUCGGUUAACCGAUAACCAGGCGGUUUUCGAUAGGGGGAGUGAUUAUUUCGAUUAACCAAUAACCGAUCAAUCAAUUACCGGUUAUAACUGAACUGUCACCCCUAAGUGACAUCUACAUCAGCGUUUUGUCUUAAGGUAUAAUUUUGGUUACAAAAUAUUGGUAUCUGUUUGUAAAUUCAUAUAAGUUGACAGACUAAACUGAAAGUCGAUAAGGGAUAAAUAGCUUGGUUUAUGAGUUCUUUAGUGGACUCGCAGCCGUGGUGAAACAAGUGGGCCUUGGCCCAUGGCCCACAUCAAAGUUAUUGUCAAACUUACUUAUCCACUGUCCUUUUCUCACUGAACUGUCCUUUUUCACCUCUUUCACCACUGUCAACUUUAUGAGCCCUCUCUCUCUCUCUCUCUCUCUUCGCUCUUCUGCGCUCUGACUUAGCCAGGCGACAGUUCCAUUCCCAACUGCUCUCUUGAGUCUCUUCUCCUUCUUCCCCCAUUUUCUUCCUUUCUUCUCAACAACUAUAGAUUAAUAGCAAUCUCUUCUCCCAGCUGACUUGCCUUUUCUGCAUUCCCCUUUGUCACCACGAAAUUCUCCAGCUUGCGCUUCAAUUCCGAUUGUGGAAUGGCGAGGAGCUUCAACUAAUGGGGUCUCCUCGAAUUCCCAUUUGAAACUCUGCAAAUUCCCCCUCUUUCUUCCUCUUGUUCUUGUGCUGCUUCUUGUUUGAACUGUGGGGGGAAGAAGGGAGAGAAACGAUGUCCGUCGCUGAACUGAAAGAGCGUCAUGUGGCUGCUUCUGAGACGGUCAAUACUCUCAGGGAGCGAUUGAAGCAGAAACGCCUCCAAUUGCUCGAUACGGAUGUUGCUGGGUACGCCAGAGCUCAGGGGAAAAUUCCGGUCACCUUCGGCCCAACUGAUCUUGUCUGCUGCCGGACACUUCAGGGACAUACUGGCAAGGUUUAUGCAUUGGAUUGGACUACCGAAAAGAACCGGAUAGUGAGUGCUUCACAAGAUGGGAGGUUAAUAGUAUGGAAUGCUCUAACGAGUCAAAAAACUCAUGCAAUCAAACUUCCUUGUGCAUGGGUCAUGACCUGCGCCUUCUCUCCAUCCGGACAAUCAGUUGCAUGUGGUGGUCUUGAUAGUGUCUGCUCAAUUUUCAACCUCAAUUCCCCGCCUGACAAAGAUGGUAACUUAACUGUGUCCAAGAUGCUUAGUGGGCACAAGGGUUAUGUAUCAUGCUGUCAGUAUGUGCCAGAUGAAGAUGCCCACCUAAUAACUAGCUCGGGUGAUCAGACAUGUGUAUUAUGGGACACCACUACUGGUCUCAGGACUUCCGUAUUUGGAGGCGAGUUUCAGUCAGGUCACACUGCUGAUGUAUUAAGUGUCUCAAUUAAUGGUACCAGCUCGAGGAUGUUUGUAUCUGGUUCUUGUGAUGGAACUGCUCGGCUAUGGGACACUCGUGUUGCAAGUCGAGCUGUGCGUACAUUCUAUGGGCACAAUGGAGACGUUAAUGCAGUCAAGUUCUUUCCAGAUGGGAAUAGGUUCGGAACUGGUUCGGAUGAUGGAACAUGUAGGCUAUUCGACAUCAGGACUGGACAUCAACUGCAAGUGUACGAACAACAGCAGAAUGGCGAGAAUGAAAACCCGCAUGUGACCUCCAUUGCAUUCUCUAUAUCAGGAAGGCUUCUCUUUGCUGGCUAUUCGAACGGUGCCUGUUAUGUAUGGGAUACUCUUCUGGCAGAGGUUGUCUUGAACUUGGGAGCUCUGCAAACCUCACACGAAAGCCGUAUCAGUUGUUUGGGUAUGUCAGGUGAUGGAAGUGCCCUAUGCACUGGAAGUUGGGAUUCAAACCUAAAGAUUUGGGCCUUCGGUGGGCACCGGAAGGUUGUCUGAGUCCCGAGGAAAUAAGUAUUCAAACACAUUCUUCUUCUCUGGCCAUUCUCUCUGCUCUCGUCAGCACUUGGAACUUGUUAUCUCUUUCUGGUUGAUGCUUGAUUGCUUUGCACAAAAAGUGGACGAAGAGAAAAGAACCGCCUUGGCCUGGGGAGUCUGCACAAGGGCAGUAGCGAAGCAGUAGUGAUUAGCCGUUUAUAUGUGUUCCUGUGCCAACAAGUCCCACCAUCUUCCUGUAGCAUAGUGUAUUUAGCUCCCGAGUUUUACGCUGCUUUGUUUGGAGUCAUGAAUAUGUAAAUGGAAGAAUGUUGGGGGUUGAAGUUGAUGUUGUUUUGUUGGAGGAAUGCAAAUGCAAGUUUGUAUCUGCAAGGAGUAGGAACCAAAACUUGUGUACAACGUAGUCAAAUCUCUGUUAUUUUGCGUUGCGAAUUAUGGAUUUCGGUCUUCACUCACCCUGUUACAGGAAGAUAACAUUUGAUUCAUUGUUGAGUGUAUUAUCUCUGGUUGAAUGUGCGCCUAUGCAAUCAAAACAUAAGUGAAUCUUAAACAAAAUAUAGAACGCAGCUACCAUAGUACAAUAUAACCUCAGUCGUCCUGACAAAAAUAAUUCAAGAUGAAAAAAGAAACAGGACAAUGAGCUAAUGACUCCCAAAAUUCAUCGCAUGUAUGCCGCCGUAUAACAAACCAAGAAAACAACACAAUAUGACGAGUCCUUUUACUCUGGGCUCACACAAGACUUCUACAAUAUUAGAACUAGCUGGGUGCCCGGCCUUUGGCCGGGUGUGUUUUGUUUGUUUGUCUUGUGUGUUGAUAUUUUUUCCCCGGUAAUUAUCUUGUGUGUUGUGUGUUGAUAUUGAAGGGAGGUUUAGUUUGGUGGGGAUUGUGUUUUAUACUUUUAUUGCGUCCUUUAAACGUCAAUAUGACACAAUUCAGUACCACCAAUAAAUUUUCUAUUCAUGUCAUUUUUGUUUGCGCUUUAGUUACACACGAGGUUACCAAUAAGCUUUAAGAAAUAGAAGUACAGACCUUGUAUUAAGGGGUUAUGUUUUUAAUGUAAGAGGAAAAUAAAACCUUAUUUAUCAAUUUAUAGCAGUAGCUUAGAUUUGCCUUUACAAUUUAUUUACAUACAAUUGAAGGGUUUUGUUUUUGUACAUUAGGGAAAGAUAAAUUAUUCUGGAAUAUUUAUCAUAGUAGUAGUCUAUAGGUGGUGACAUUCGGUCCUUGGUGGUGUUCUUGGUUUGUGUUGUUGCUCAGAAUCUGAUAUCACCAAAGUCUCGGCUGUUUUUUUUUUUUUUGCUUUGGUUCUCCAUUGCUAGUCCUGACUCUUGUUUAAUUAUUUUGAUGUUGUCGUUGGCUGGUGUUGCUGCUUGCUUUGACAUAGUCAGGAAACUCAGUUCCAAAGUUAUGCUGCAAUGAGUUAUUCAAUACGUUAUAGAUGAUUCGAUGAAUAUAAAUGCAUGAAAGUUUUUUUAUUUUUUUUAUAAAUGCAUGAAAGUUUCUUAAUAAUGACCCUAGUAUUGGUGUGAUGUGUUUCCCUCUGUGGUUUUUGCAUUUUCCUUGACCAACCAAAGAAUGAGACAGAAAGAAAAAGCACAACAAAUUGGAUCCUCUCCAUCAUCAUUCAGAUGGAGGGAACCCCCUGCAUUAAAUCGGCCACUACCAACUCUGCAUGCCAUAAAUUGGAAAUCCCCAGAGCGCUGGAAGUAAUGUAACCUUGAGCCAGAGAUAGAAACAGAAAAGCUGCAAAUAAAUAAAUAAUAGGAAUAGAAAUUA